UACACUCCUGGACGUGUCUGUGGUCUGAAAGGAUCAUCAGUUGAUCUGUCCUGCUCUUAUAAACACCCUGAAGGACUCACAGUGAAUAGAUCACUCUGGUUCAUUGAAAGUCAGUGGAAGUUUGGUGCUGAGCCUGAGGAUGUACGAGAGUCUGAUCAGUAUGAGGGGAGAGUGCAGUACAGCCGGACCCUGAACUCCUGUAGAAUGACCAUCACUGACCUGAGAGAGAGCGACGCUCACACAUACAGCUUCAGAUUCUACACUGAUCAUCCUGACGGCAGAUACUCUGGCAGACCUGGAGUCACUCUGUCUGUCACAGAUCUGAAGGUUACAGUGUCAGAUACAGAUGGAGGAGUAAAGAAGCUGACCUGCAGCUCCACCUGCACUCUGCCCAACAACCCCACCUACAUCUGGUACAGGAACGGACAGCCUGUAUCUGACCAGAACAGAAAUGAACUGGAGCUGAGAGACAGAACUGUGGAUGCUGGCAGCUACUCCUGCGCUGUGAAAGGAUACGAGGAGCUCGGCUCUCCUGCCGUCUGUGUUUUUGAUAAAGGCCUGCAGGUGAAAGUGGAAGGUCCUGCAGUCACAGCGUCAGAGGGACAGACAGUAACACUGACCUGCAGCUCCACCUGCACUCUGCCCAACAACCCCACCUACAUCUGGUACAGGAACGGACAGCCUGUAUCUGAGUGUGAAUCUGCCUCCUGCCCUGUAGCUGUGGUCAGUGAAGCGGUCAGCUACAGCUGUGCUGUUAGAGGCAGUCGUCUCCACUCUCCUCCAGUGUACUCCCCUAAGACCACCAGAGCGGUCAUUCUUCCCUCUGGACAGAUAAUGGAGGGAGAUUCAGUGACUCUGACCUGCAGCAGUGAUGCAAACCCUCCUGUUCUCUCCUACUCCUGGUUUAAUCAGAGCUCAGACGUAGAGCUGGGAACAGGACAGAGUUACAGCAUCACCAGCAUCAGCUCCCAGCACAGCGGACUCUACUACUGCACCGCUCAGAACCAGCUCGGACAGAGCCGCUCUGGACCCUCCCGUCUGGAUGUGUUAUACUCUCCCAGACCUCCAUCUGUAUCUGAGACUGAGGUUAACGGCUCCGUCACGCUGGUCUGUGUCAGCGACUCCAACCCUGCCAGCUCUUACACCUGGUUCAGGAAGACAAGAGGGAACAUCACACAGGUUGGAGAAGAAGCCAGUUUAACUUUAGCUGCAGGAGCAGAUGGAGUUUUCUACUGUAUGGCAGAGAAUCCAUACGGAUCAUCCACCUCAUCAGAAUGGACUCUUACAUCAGCUGGGCUGUGGAAGCAGUUUGCUGUGUGGGGAACCAUUGGAGUCGGUUCUGCUCUGGUUCUGUCUCUUAUUACUGCUGCUGUCUGUCUUCAGAGGAAGAGAGGAGCAGAGGGAGGAGCAGAUGUUCAGGCUCCGAAGUGUGGAGACGACACGUACUCGGCUCUGAACCCCAACGCCAGGUCCUCCGACUACGACACUCUGACUGUUAGAGACUCUGCCAGCGACACGUACUCAGCUCUGAACUCCACCACCAGGUCCUCCGACUACGACACUCUCACAAUCUCCUGUUUUCCAGGUUGUCCGUCCUCACCCAGCGAUGAGAAGAGCUCCAGAGAACGAGAACUAACAGCUGUUCAUUUACUCUUCAUUCACCACUGCAGCUUCAGCUCUAUGGACAGAACAUUAAAGAGGCGUACGGAGGAUUUCUGAGGAUUAAAGAGCUUCUAGAGCUCAAAACACAUCAGAUGAUCUCCUAAAGUCAGAGAGAUUCUCUCAGAUCAGUCAGAGGAGCUUCUGUUUAUGAAGGGUCAUUAUUCACUGUAGUUCUGUUAUACACCAUGAUGAUCCAAACACGGAGCAGAACCAGGCGGUUCUGAUCGCUCAGUGUGAACAGAGUUGAGAUGAUUUGGAUCCAGUUUGAGUAAAAAUGUCACUGUGUAAAUCAGAUUUAUUAAUGUAGAGUUUGUAUAUUUUCAGUUGCUUUUCUGUAGUUUUACUCUUGUUCUCAUUGUUUAGGUUAGUAGAUCCUCAGCUCUAAGUGUGUCCAGUCUGUCUCCAGUCACUGGCCUAGUAGACAUAACAGCUUGUACGUAAGCUUCCACUUCCGACUCUGUGUCGGCUAGAACCAGCUGCUUCCCUGGAACAUGGACUGCAGUGACGCUGAAUCUCAUUAAGCGCGUUAACAGGCGCUGACAUCGCAGUAGUACCUUGUCGAGGUCAUAUGAAUUCAUUAGGGGAACGAGUGGUUUAUAAUCUGUAUGAAGAGAAAAUCUGUUCAUACCUUGCAGAUAUCGUGUAAACCGCUCACACGCCCACACUGCUGCUAAGCACUCUUUUUCAAUUUGGGAAUACCGCUGUUCUGUCGGGGUCAGCGUUCGAGAGCAAAAAGCAACUGGAUGUAGUUCUCCUCCUUGUUGUAGGAGGGUUGCCCCGAGGCCAUAGCUACUCGCAUCUGCGCUCACCACCGUAGGCUUGCUGCUAUCAUAGAAGGUUAAAGCAGGUGC
Molecule: messenger RNA, 2513 nt
Organism: Pygocentrus nattereri (red-bellied piranha)
Lineage: Eukaryota; Metazoa; Chordata; Actinopteri; Characiformes; Serrasalmidae
Product: B-cell receptor CD22-like
Exons: 10
Coding region: 205-1719 (504 amino acids)
Source: RefSeq, a predicted model, not a curated record